Mycena citricolor is the source of this 2454-nucleotide messenger RNA. The record is from the annotation of a GenBank genome assembly. NCBI's taxonomy places the organism in Eukaryota, Fungi, Basidiomycota, Agaricomycetes, Agaricales, Mycenaceae.
AUGUCCCACCUGGUCAACCUUAUGGAGGCCUUUAAAUGCGUCAGGGCAGAGAUCGAGCCCCAGAGCAGUAAGCGCGUCAAGCACAUUCGCACAGAUGGUGGUGGAGAGUGGAAGAAUGCAAUGUGGGACACGUACCUUCAGACCGCAGGAAUCAUCUCCGAAGUCACUACUCCCCACUCUUCUGCACAGAAUGGCAUCGGCGAACGGGGUAUCUGCACCACCAUUGAAUUGAUGCGCUGUAUUCUUGCUGAUUCUGGGCUGCCUAAGUCUCUGUGGCCAAAAGCAACCGAGAUGGCAACUUACCUCCAAUGGUUUCAUCCCAAGAAGCGAACCGGAGGAAUGACACCAUGGGAGGUUUUCCACAGUGUUAAGCCGGACUUAUCGCACCUACGCGUUUUUGGUUCCGCGGGCUAUGCGAAGAUUGUUCCUGCAUCUGCCAGCAAUGGGAAACUCAGCUCACAAACCCUCAAGGCCCAAAUGGUCGGAUACAACAGGACCGCCGGUUAUCAGAUGUGGGAUGCGGCAAGGAGGAGGCUCUUUGAUGCAAGGGAUGUGGUGUUUGAUGAGGGUGUAGGACAUUGGUCGCAGGCUGCGACAGCAGGGGGAGAAGAUAUUGAGGCUGUCGAGCCUACUCCGCACGUUCCUAUCCAAAUCACUGUCUCUCCUAAUACUGACCAAAGUAUCCCCCCUACAGAUGUCCCAAGUGUGCCAGAUCCUGUGGACCAACAGUCGGAUCCUAUCCAGCCAAGACGUCCAGCCCGUAAAACCGUGGCUUCCCAAGCCCAGGAGCGAGCCUCUGCCACUGAGUCGACCAAACUAGCUGCGAAAGCAGCUGGGGAGGAUUGGGCGACUGAUUUGAGACGGCCCAAGCAGAAGACGCGAGCUGUUGAGGCUCACAAUAUUUCGACUCUUCCGAUUCCGCAGAGCUAUUGGGAGGCGAUGAAGCGUCGUGAUCUCUGGCUGGGUCCAAUGGAGAAGGAGGGUCAUCUUUAUCGAUUCAAGGCUGCGCGACAUAUGCUCCGGAAGAUUCUACUACAACCCAUGACCAGUGUUCCAUGCGACUCCCCUCAUACCCUCGUACCUCUUACCUCCUACCCUGCAUCACCGCACCGCUACGCCCGCUAUAUCCUCUUCAUCCUUAUCACCCCACUUACCCUUUUACCGAAUCAUCUAGUCGUCCUCUGCGAUCGCAGUGAAGGGUUCAUAUCGAGCAAACAGCACCAGGCCACGGGUAACGUUGAGCCCGACCCAAGCCUUACGCAAAAGAACCCUCCCUCGAGUGCUUGUACAGCACACGAAUCCACCAUUUCGUUCCGAUUCCCAUCGUCGUCUGGGAGUCCGUCUCCUCCUCCCAUCCUACCAUCGUCGCCCGAUCUGGCGCAUCAAAACCAACCCGGGCCCUCCAACCCCUACCUCGCCCUCCCACCUCCUGAAGACAAGAUCACCGACCUUGACGAGUUACCCUCCGAACAACCACCCUUGCCCCCACCUACCACACCUGCUCCUACCAUGUCAGGACAUCACCACAUCACCCUCGCCGCCAAUCCUCCCUACUUCGAUGGCGACAAGUCCAAGUACCUGGGCUUUGUGGACGUGUGCACCACUUACAUCGGUGCCUAUCGGUCGGAGUUCUCGCUGGACGAGACAAAAAUCCUCUUCGUCCUGUCCUACCUCCGAAAUGAGAGCGGCACAAGCUGCGCCGCCUCAAGAUGGGCGAUGAACUGGAAGCAGCACAAUUUCGAGGGCUUCCAAGGACUAAAGGCGGGAGUCACCGCAACAAGCUUCUUGGAGGAGCUUCAGAGGGCCUUUGGGGAUUCCAACGCAGAGCAAGUCGCUGCCGCCCGACUCAUGGCCCUUUGCCAGGGCAGACGGUCCUUUGCGGACUACAUCUCCGACUUCGAAAUGCUGGCUGCAGACGCGCGGUACAACGUGGUCACUUCCACCGACAGCAAGGGCGAGUACAAGAAGGGGGAACAGGACAACAUCCUCAUCGAGUUCCUGGAGCGCGGACUCAGCAGCGAAAUUGCAAGCCGCCUCUACAACACCGGCGUUCCCCUGCCCAAGGCAUAUGGUGCCUUCAAGAACUGGUGUGUCAACAUCGAGGCCAAUGCCUUGCGCGAUCAGCUGCGUAAGGCCUCCUAUGCGCACUCGACUCCACUGCCUCCUCCCCAAUUCCGCCCUCAGGCAGCACCAGCGGCGCCCACGCCUGCUCCGACCCGACCGGCUUCCAACAAACCGGUCCUGAUGGAAAUCAAUCGCACCCAUGCCCGCGGCCGCAAUAUCAUCUGCUACAACUGUCAGCAGCCUGGACACAUCGCGCGGAAUUGUCCGGAGCCCAAGAAGAAGCGCACGUUCUUCAAUUGGGCCACAAUGCUGGAAGAGAUCGAGAACGGGGAUAAGGACAACGAGUUCCUCAAGGAGAUUGCCGAGAAGCUGCACGAGAAGGGUUUUUGA